Molecule: messenger RNA, 2935 nt
Organism: Petromyzon marinus (sea lamprey)
Lineage: Eukaryota; Metazoa; Chordata; Hyperoartia; Petromyzontiformes; Petromyzontidae
Source: RefSeq, a predicted model, not a curated record
AUGAGUGGGUGAGUGUGGUGUUGUGAUCUGCAGUGCGGUGGUGGAUGGGACGAAUCGGUGUGGUUGUGGUGGUCGCUGUGGUGCUGUUUGGUGACUGUUGGGUGACUCGCGAUGUCCCUGGUCGAUCUACUCCCGACGGGCUACGAGGGCGCACGGAGCGAGGGGAGCGGAGCUGAGCUCAGUGACCCGACGCUGGUGGACGACUCCGACUAUGUGGACAUCAUAUCGCUGGACGACGUGGACGACUCCGACAAGGAGGCGUCCGGCGAGGCCCUGACCCCGGCCCCUACCCCGGCCCCUACCCCGGUCCAUCCACCGCUCCUCGCUUUCCACGAGGCCCAGCGAGGAGACGCCGCCUGGAUCCCGACCCCGAGUCCCAGGAUGGCACCGGGGGCCCCGGCCCAGCUCACCGCACGGGGGCCUCGUCCCCACAUCCGCACGGGGUCCUCUCGCUCUCCAUCUCCUAGCUCCACCACCUCCACAUCUCCUAGUUCCACCACCUCCACGUCUCCUCCCUCCACCACCUUCACGUUGCCUCGCUCCACCUCCACGCCGAGCUCGGCCGCCCCUGGACCUCCAGGUCGCAGGGCAAAGCGGCCUCACCGCAGGAGGAGGCUCCCGGGCAGGGGAAGCGCUAAUUGGACACAGCCGAGAGUCACCCCUUCUGCAGUCCCCGGGACCCCAACGAGCGUGAGGCCCCCUGCGAGGACCCCGACGGCCUGCGACGCGGCGUCAUGUCCCCUGGGCAGCUACUGCCUCCUGGGAGAGGGGGGCAGGACUUCCUGUCCCUGCAGCCUGGGCAAGGGAGGGCGGCAGUGUGCUCAAGAUGUGACCGCUCGAGUCCCCGCCUUCUCUGGCCACUCCUUCCUGGCGCUGCCCACUCUGCGGGGGGCCCACGGGGAGCUGAACAUCAGCCUGGAGCUCAAGGCCGAGGCUCGAGCGGGCUACCAGAAUGCACUGCUGCUCUUUUGUGGCGACCGGGAGGACGCACGGCCCCGCGACUUUCUCGCACUCUCCCUGCGACGAGGGGUGCUCACGUUCAGCUUUGACUGUGGCUCUGGGCCAGCUUGGAUCUCCGCGUCGACGCCGGUGACACCAGGGUCAUGGCACCGCGUGGCACUGAGCCGCUCCGGGCGGCACGGCCGGCUCACCGUGGACUCGCAGCCUCCCUCCACGGGGCACUCACAGGGCCCCCUGUCUCACAUCUCUUUCCGGACUCCGCUGUAUGUGGGUGGCCCCCCUCAUGCGCCGCUCACUGGAGUUGCGGUUGGGCCCCCCCCCGGCUGGGGCCCCCCACUCUCCCCGCUGGGGUUCCUGGGCUGUGUGCGGGCACUCCGCAUCAACGGGAGGGAGGUGGAUGCGCGGGCCGCGCCACGUGGACACGCGGUGCGCGGGGCCAACGUCGGUGAGUGCGGCCGUGAGGCGUGUGCGGCAGCACGGUGUGGUCAGGGCGCUCCCUGCGAGGUGUGGGACGGGGAGGAGGCCCUGUGCUUGUGUUCCCUCGGAUUCUCUGGGCCUCGUUGCCAGGACGCGCUGGCGGUGCGCAUGCCGGUGUUUGACGCGAGGCUGAGGUCGUACGCGGCGGCGUUGUGGCCGGGUGGGUUGCGGCCGCCCUCCUCGGCCAUGGAGCUGGAGCUGGAGUUCCGCUCAAUGAGGUCGGAGGGGACGCUGCUCUACAGUGACGAUGCCGGCGCUGGCGACGCCGGAGACUUUGUGGCGCUGGUGCUGAGGGGCGGCCACCUCGAGAUGCGAUUCGACUGCGGAUCCGGCACUGCCACGAUCCGGAGUGCUGCCCCGGUGAGCGUCGGGGAAUGGCACGUGGUUCAGGCCUCCCGCAGGGCUCGCCUGGGCAUCCUGCAGCUUGACGACCAAGCCCCCGUCUCGGCAAUCGCACCGGGCUCCUUCACCCAGAUCAGGUGCAGCUCAGCGCUCUACCUGGGCGGAGUCCCCGACUACGACGCCGUCAAGAAGAAGUCUGGCGUCACAGCUCCCUUCACCGGCACCUUCCAGAGGCUGGCAGUGAACGGGCACGCGGUGGUGCUGGGACCGGAGCCUGCGGGGCGCCUGACGACCGGCGUGAACGUGGGCAACGCCGCGACAGCGUGCGAGGCGGCGCCAUGCCAGCAGGGGGGCAGCUGUCACCCCCGCGGAGACAGCUACAUCUGCGACUGCCCCCUUGGAUACCAGGGACAGAGCUGCCAGGAGGACAACGGAUUUUUCGGAGCAAAUGCUGUGGAGGACUACGAGGAGCUGCCACGCUUCACGGGCUCCAGCUACAUCUCCUACGAGAGCUCCAACAUCCUGAAACGGGUCUCCGGGUUCAGGUCCAACCUGUUCGUGCGCUUCAAGGCAACGGGCCCCGACGGCCUCCUGCUGUGGAGGGGGGGCACGCGGUGGGGCAGGGGGACCGAGGAAGGGGACUACAUCCUGCUGGGCUUGCAGGGCGGGGCCCUGAUCUUCAGCUACGACCUGGGGAGCGGGCCUGCCCACAUCCUCGUCAACAGCUCCUUCAACGACGGCCUGUGGCACCGAGUGAAGGCCGUGAGAACGGGGCAGACAGGGAAGCUGACGGUGGAUGACUUUGGAGCGGUGGUGGGACGCUCUCCAGGUCACAUGACCCGCCUCGAUCUCACGGGGCCCCUCUAUCUGGGCGGCGUGCGGGCCGACGGCGUGUCGGGGCAGGACCGGCCUCGCGUGAGCCGGGGACUCGAGGGCUGCGUGUCGCACCUCACCCUCGCCACCGACGCCCACGUGGCGCUCAUCGCGCAGGCCGCGGGCGGCCACAACGUGCAGUCGUGCUGACUGCGCGAGGGCGCGCACGGCAAACCCGACGACAGACCGACACACCGCCACCAUACACGCGCACUACCAUGUACACAUUCACACCGCUGCUGAUGCCACUUCUAUGUAUACAAAUAAAAAAGCAAUCAUGGGU